Onthophagus taurus is the source of this 935-nucleotide messenger RNA. The record is from RefSeq and is a predicted model, not a curated record. Lineage: Eukaryota; Metazoa; Arthropoda; Insecta; Coleoptera; Scarabaeidae.
ACGAAACAAACAAGUUUGUUUAGGUUAAAUAGUUUUAAAGUUUAUCACUGAAUAUUUCCUAGUUUUAUUGUGAAAUUUUUCUAAAAAUUAAUUACUUUAUCAACUAUAUCUUUUCUGAUAAGUUAAUAUUAUGAGGGUGACACCUGAUCAUUGGAACACCUUUCUCGAUUUUGCCGAACAAAAUUCCGAAUUAAUAACAAAUCGAUAUCACGGAAUACACGGAAACAUACAAAGAAAUCUGCUUUGGACCAAAGCUGCGAAUGCUUUAAAUUCGUUAGGUCAUGGUCAGAAAACGGUCGCUCAAUGGCGAAAAGCAGUCACCGAUUGGAAAGCGAAAACUAAAGCGAAGUUAUCAAAACCUUAUCAUGAAAUAGCCUUAACUAGAACUGAAAAAAGAUUAUUAACUUUAAUGGGAAAACAAGCUUUGAGAAAACGAAGAAAAUUAGUUAUUAUACCUGGAGAUGGUAGAUUAGCAACGGAAGUAAAUUCUGAAGAAGAAGAACAUGUCGAUUUUAAUUAUUCAAAUCUCGUGUGUAAAACAGAAAAUCCUACAGAACAAGAUCCUGUUAUUGAAAGUGUUGAAAACACCUCAUCUGUAGAAGCCCCAAUAGCUGCAAGUACUUCAACGACAACUACGAAUUGUGAUGAAGACCAAUCGGAUAAUUCAAGUUCUGAUAAAGAUUUAUCAGAAAAACGGUUUAAAUGUAAAGACAAAAGGCAUAAGUGUUAUAGAUUUGAUCCUGUUGAACGCCAAAGAGGUAAACAAGAAAUUUUACAAGUUAUGAAUGGAAUUGGGAAAAACGUAGAAAAUAUAUCAAAUUCGAUUGAUAAAUUAGUUACUAUUUAUGAAAAAUUAACAGAAUUUUGUCAAAUUAUGGUCACAAGAAGUGAACCAAAAACACAAUAAAAUUAAUAUUUAUUUAAAUAAUCAGUUA